Messenger RNA from Seminavis robusta, 1146 nucleotides. The record is from the annotation of a GenBank genome assembly. Lineage: Eukaryota; Bacillariophyta; Bacillariophyceae; Naviculales; Naviculaceae.
CUCUCACAAAACAUCCAUUGCUUCCUUCCCACGUGCACCCUGUGCUUUCUCAAGUUGAUUGCUCUGAUUGCUGUUGUUGACAAAACACAGCUUUAGUUAUUAGAAAGGACAAUCAUCACGGAAUCACCAUGACAGGCUUGUUGCAAGGGGCCAUGGAUGCCUACAGUGUGGCGCUGGAAGAGCGACCCGUGUUGACCGACAUGUGCACUUCAGGAUUUCUGUGGUUUCUGGGUGAUUUGGCUACGCAAUGGAUCGAGCAAUGCAACGAGAAGAAGAAGAAGAAGAUGGACUGGAAACGAACCGUAAAUCAAAUGGCGUAUGCUUCGGUCGUUUGGGCUCCCAUUGCCCACAAGUGGUACAUUCUACUGGACCGUUUGGUGCACAUGUUGCUGUCCAUGGAAACUACGCCCACAAAGUUGGUCUUUACGAAACUCCUGUUGGAAAUCCUGAUUCUACAUCCGGUCAGUUUGUUGACCUACUUUUCCGUCUUGGGAAUCAUGAGUGGAGACUCUUUGAAAUCCAUAAAGCAACAACUCUGUGAUGACUUUUGGCCCACGUAUGGCUUGGAAAUCUGCAUGUGGACACCACUGGAUGUUGGCAAUUUUGCUCUUGUGCCGGUACGGCAUCAACUGCUGGUGGUGAAUUGUGGAUGUCUGGUGGAAUCCACUGUCCUUUCCUUUAUCAAGAAUAAUGGAUUUCAACAAAUGAUGUCACAAAGCCUUGCUUUUUUGCCGGGAAAAGGAGAUCAAACUAUCGCUGAUAAGAAAUCAAAGGAAAAGAUCAGCUGAAGGAGCCAGCAGUGGGGAGUCAGUUGAUUGCCUCGUUCAACCUGGGGACAACGGAAAAAGGUAUUUGCAUGGGCUGUUUUCUUACCUGGCAUGCUGCCGACACGGCUAGCUAGUCAGUGAUGCCUACAUUUGUUUCGGGGCGUCAUACGCAGUGUAAUAAGCUGCGACAUGACUCGACUCGGUGGCUUCAAGGCUGCCCGUACUGUCCGAGUUCGACUGAGCCAUACUGUACAAGACCACCGGUACAGGCCAAGUGCAACUGCGCUAUUGCCCGUCCGAUUUUAAUCUAAUGAUACUUAAUAAGUGUACAUUAUACAUGCGGUGGAUUCUGGACCGCCAAUCCGCUGCCAUCGUUCCA